Tachyglossus aculeatus (Australian echidna) is the source of this 4219-nucleotide messenger RNA. It is a transcript of the gene EMC1, whose product is annotated as ER membrane protein complex subunit 1. The record is from RefSeq and is a predicted model, not a curated record. Gene Ontology annotation, molecular function: protein binding. Gene Ontology annotation, cellular component: EMC complex. The transcript has 24 exons. Gene Ontology annotation, biological process: protein folding in endoplasmic reticulum. Lineage: Eukaryota; Metazoa; Chordata; Mammalia; Monotremata; Tachyglossidae. The coding region runs from base 51 to 3053 and encodes 1000 amino acids.
CCUUCUUCUCCCUCCCUCCUUCUCCCUCCUUCUCCGUUCGUCCGUCCGUCAUGGCGGCCCCGGCCCGGUUUGGGCCGUGGCUGUGGCUGUGCCUGUGUCCCGCCCUGUUGUCCCCGGCCGCCGCGGUGUACGAGGACCAAGUGGGCAAGUUUGACUGGAGACAGCAGUAUGUGGGGAAACUCAAGUUUGCCUCCUUGGAAUUUGCCCCAGGAGCCAAGAAGCUGGUGGUGGCCACGGAGAAGAACGUGAUGGCCGCUUUGAAUUCCCGCACGGGGGAAAUCCUGUGGCGUCAGGUGGACAAAGGCACCGCGGAAGGGACGAUCGACGCCAUGCUGCUUCAGGGGCAAGACGCAAUCACCGUGUCCAACGGAGGCCGGAUCCUCCGUUCCUGGGAGACCAACAUCGGAGGCUUGAACUGGGAGACGACGCUGGAGCCUGGCGCUUUCCAGAUGGCCAACCUCGUGGGCCCGCAGGAUGCCGUGAAGUACGUGGCGGUGCUGAAGAAGACCUCGCUGGCCCUCUAUUACCUCUCCCACGGGCACCAGAAGUGGACGGACCACCUUCCGGAGAGCGACUCGGUCCGGUACCAGCUGGCGUACUCGCGUGGCACCGGUGCGGUGCAGGUCGUGGGAGCCGUCCCCCAGAGCCACGUGAACAUCGUCACCGUCAACGUGGAAGACGGAGAGAUCGUUCGGCAGGUGCGGGUAGCCGCCCCGUGGCUGAGGGGGCUGAAGGGGGCCUGCGGCGUGGUGGGCGAAGCCGUGUUGGUGUGCGCCGACCCCGGCACCCGCUCCCUCUACACCUUGGCCCUGGAGACGGAGGCGGAGGCGAAGCAAGUCCCGCUGAAGACCCUGGAGCUGGACUUUCAGGAUGGUUUCCAGCCGCGGAUAGUGGCCACCCAGCCCAACCUGGCGGGCGCUUCCCGGGCCCAGUUCUUCGUCCAGCUGUCGCCCAGCCGGUUCGCCCUCCUCCAGUCCCGCCCGGGGGGCCUGAGCCUGCUCCGCCACUUCCCGCAGGCUGCUCUGGUGAGCUUUGCCACCACGGGGGAGAAGACCGUAGCUGCCGUCAUGACCUGCCGCGGUGAAACGCAGAAGGCUGGCAGCGUCGAGGACGGACCAGCGGACAGCGCCGCGGACCUGCGGAGCGCACAGGACGCCGCCGCCUGUCCCAACCAAACCUACAGCAUCAACCUCUACUUGGUGGAGACGGGCCGCCGGCUGCUGGAGACGACCAUCACCUUCAGCCUGGAGCAGAGCCAAGCCCGGCCGGAGCGACUUUACAUCCAAGUAUUCCUGAAGAAGGACGACUCGGUGGGCUACCGGGCCCUCGUGCAAACGGAAGACCACGUUUUGCUGUUCCUGCAGCAGCUGGCGGGGAGAGUGCAGCUGUGGAGCCGUGAGGAGUCCCUGGCCGAGGUGGUGUGUCUGGAGAUGGUGGACCUACCUCUGACGGGGGCCCAGGCUGAGCUGGAGGGAGAAUUUGGCAAGAAGGCAGCCAUUCAAGACGGCCUGCUGGGGAUGUUCCUGAAGCGCCUGUCCUCCCAGCUCAUCCUGCUGCAGGCCUGGACCGCCCACCUCUGGAAGAUGUUUUACGACGCCCGCAAGCCCCGCAGUCAGAUCAAGAACGAGAUCAACGUCGACAACCUGGCCCGAGACGAGUUCAACCUCCAGAAGAUGAUGGUGAUGGUCACCGCCUCGGGCAAGCUGUUCGGCAUCGAGAGCAGCUCCGGCACCAUCCUCUGGAAGCAGUUCCUGCCUGACGUGAGGCCGGAGGCCUCCUUCAAGCUGGUUGUCCAGAGAACCACGGCUCACUUCCCCCACCCGCCGCAGUGCACCCUGCUCGUCAAGGACAAGGAAUCUGGGCUGAGCUCCCUGUACGUCUUUAACCCCAUCUUUGGGAAGUGGAGUCAGGUGGCACCCCCGGUUCUGAAGCGCCCCAUCUUGCAGUCUCUACUGCUGCCCAUCAUGGACCAAGAUUACGCCAAAGUCCUGCUGCUGAUCGACAACGAGUACAAGGUGACAGCCUUCCCAGCCACAAGAAACGUCCUGCGCCAACUAGAAGACAUCGCUCCUUCCAUCUUCUUCUACUUGGUGGAUGCAGAGCAAGGAAAGCUGUCUGGAUUUCGGCUGCGGAGGGAUCUGACGACGGAGCUGAGCUGGGAGCUGACCAUCCCGCCGGAGGUGCAGCGGAUCGUGACGGUGAAGGGGAAGCGCUCCAGCGAGCACGUGCACUCCCAGGGCCGCGUGAUGGGGGACCGCAGUGUGCUCUACAAGAGCCUCAACCCCAACCUGCUGGCCGUGGUGACGGAGAGCACAGACCUGCACCACGAGCGCACCUUCAUCGGCAUCUACCUGAUCGACGGCGUCACCGGCCGCAUCGUCCACUCCUCGGUGCAGAAGAAAGCCAAGGGCCCCGUCCACAUCGUGCACUCGGAGAACUGGGUGGUGUACCAAUACUGGAAUACCAAGGCUCGGCGCAAUGAAUUCACGGUGCUGGAGCUGUACGAGGGCACGGAACAGUACAACGCCACGGCCUUCAGCUCCCUGGACCGCCCUCAGCUGCCUCAGGUCCUCCAGCAGUCAUACAUCUUCCCGUCGUCCAUCAGCGCCAUGGAGGCCACCAUCACCGAGCGUGGCAUCACGAGCCGCCAUCUGCUCAUCGGACUGCCCUCCGGGGCAAUUCUCUCCCUCCCGAAGGCCCUGCUGGAUCCUCGCCGACCUGAGAUCCCCACGGAGCAGAGCAGGGAGGAGAACCUGAUCCCGUAUUCUCCGGACGUGCAGAUCCACGCAGAGAGGUUCAUCAAUUACAAUCAGACCAUCUCCCGCAUGAGGGGCAUCUACACAGCUCCCUCGGGCUUGGAGUCCACUUGUCUGGUCGUGGCCUACGGGUUGGACAUUUACCAGACGCGAGUCUAUCCGUCCAAACAGUUCGAUGUGCUGAAGGACGACUACGACUACGUGCUGAUCAGCAGCGUCCUCUUCGGCCUGAUCUUCGCCACUAUGAUCACCAAGAGGCUGGCCCAGGUCAAGCUGCUGAACCGGGCCUGGCGGUAAGGAACGGAAAGCCGCGGGCGGAGAGGUGGAAGUCCGAGGGCGACCCUGUCUUAUCUCCAGUGAGGAGCCGCCGUCGGGAUUGCUGGGAGUUGAUGGAUCGGGGAGAGGAUGCGAGAGAAGCAACUGCGGUUCUCAUCUCCGAUGGGGCCCGUGGGAGCCCCGGCCGGGAUGGAAGAGAGAACGUGGUUGCCGUGAAGAUGCCGUGAAGACGGCCUCCCCGCGGUGCCCCGUGGGCAGAGAUUAAUCAAAAACUUCAGGUGUCCCGAAAGACCUUUGGAUUUUUCCCGGCCUUCCCUCUUUCACUUUUAUCCCCGGCCACCUCCGUCUCUUUCCAGUUCUCUUCAGAUUAUCCCACCGGGAGCUGGGUGGAGAAGGGAGCCCCGUCAGAUCCCAGCCCUCUCCCGUUCCCUGUCGGCUCACUCCCUCACCCCCCUGGAUGUUCCCUGCUCCUCUUCCCUGAGAAUCUUAGGUAGGAAGUCCUUGAAUUGGUUCCCACAAUUGUUCAGAAACCCUCAUAGUAAGCGCGGUAGCUACUGUCCGGUGGGGAUGGGAAUGGAAAAAUGACCUGCUCAAAAAAGGCGUUGACCCCACCCUCCCAUUUCUUUCUCCCUUCCAGGGAAUUGGGAGGAAAACAAGCAUGUUGAUUUUGCGACGUUACUUAUCACGACCUUGUUUCCUUCCACCUUUUUUUAAUUUAUUAUGGUUAGUCCAUACAUUUUUUCAUCCUUCCCUACUCAAAUGUCAGACCCACAAAUAUAUCCCGUGUAGCUUAUUCCCAGCAGCCUAGAGAGGCUUCAUUGGCCAUUCCCUCGCCUGAAACGGGUUUGGAGACAAAUCCGUCGAUGGAAAAUCCAGCCCCUCCUUGUUGGAAAUGAUCAUUUUGGGGACCUUAAAGUUCAUUUUCUGGGUUGAGGUUGCCAGCUUCACUGAUCCUUUUGUUCUCCCCAGUAGAGUCGUGUCUCUUGAAGGGGCUGGCUAGGGAAGACAUCCUCUACGCUACUUCCCAGCUCCGGAGAGAUUGGGGCUUGGUUUAGUUCUUAUUUUUUUCUUUUUCUUCUAAGGAGAGGCAGGCGUGCAGCCUGAGAUUGAGCAGGGGCUGGCUAUCUCAGCUCCUUAGGUGGAAAUAUGUCCGGUGGAUCCGAAUAAAAGUGAUGGAUCGAAUGGCA